UCGGCCGGCGACCAGACAGUGCAACAGCAGCAGUCGCGUACGUCGUACUGCAGCCGGUCAGUUACUUCGGCACCGCUCUUGUGCUAGGUGUAUUCGCCACGCGUCGUCGUCCACCGUCCUCCUCGCCCAUCGUCGACGAUCGUCUUUCGUUUUUUUUUUUUCUGACCAACAGAAACGGACCACUUUGAACGUCAUACCGUAUGGUUUGAUCAUUCUAACGUCGUCUUAUGCGUCCAGAAAACACGACUACCCAAAGCCAUGAUCAAUUCUAUUAUUAUAAUGCGUGCCAAUAAAUCUAGUUCAAACAGAGAAAUCCAUCAUUAUGAUGUUGAAAUAACGCAUAAGCGGUAGCAAAUACUGUUUUAGGGAUGGCUGCAUUUAUCGGAAUCGGUGUGCUGAGGCAUAUGUUAUACCGUCUGAUAUUUUGGGCGGCUAUAUUGUUAUGCCUCUCACAAUUGUUGAUAACAUUAUGGAGAUCAGACCGGCCGAUGGCAAUGAAGUCAAGCAACAUCAACACCAGGAUGAUCCUGCAGAAUAUGAUUGAUUUUCAUAGCGCACGGACCACAACGCCGCCAUACGAGAGCCUGUUAACCGUGGAGCCAUGGGUGGACAAACUAUCGGUGCAAUCAGAACAGCUGAUUAUGGACCAAGUACAAAAACGAUUGCCCAAUCUGCCGGUGUCCUAUUGGAAUCAGAAUAAAAACAAAGCAAUGUACUAUAAAAACGAGAGUUGCGCCAAGUUUCCGAGCAUAUACGAAUUAGAAUUUAACAACGUGUACUGGCAGUCGCUGCAGACAUCCAACGGGUCGUUUCACUUGUACAGCGCUUACUAUGACGUGCGAAAGCUGAGUAGGAUCGGGCCAGCAGUCCGAAUACUGGGCAUGAUCAACCGUAUCGAGCCGACGGUCAAGACUCACUGUCAGUUUUGGUUCGACGAUCACAGGCAGCCGGUUAUCGUAAAAAUCAUGGAAUACAAAUACAUAUGGUACAAGAAGUGGGGCAACUACAAGCAGGGCAUAUUCCAGCCAUACCUUAUCGCAUGCCAGAUACCCAAGUCCCACCAUCACGCCGUGCCCGCGUCCGUGUCACUGGUGGAGAAUGUGUGUGACAAAGCCACUAACAAUUUGCGCGUGGUAUACAACCGACCAGCCGUUAAGAAGGGUUUCGCGGUGUGCGUCAAAGGCCUGGACUUUUUGUACGAAGACCUGUCAGUGCGGCUAGUUGAGUGGAUCGAGCUGUUGCACAUCCUUGGCGCUGACAAGAUAUUCUUUUAUCAGCUUCAAGUACACCCGAACAUUAGCAAGGUGCUCGACCACUAUGAGUCUGUGGGCCGCGUGCACGUAACACCGUUGACGCUGCCCGGCGGCCAGCCCAAUGUUCCGGGAUUCCAGCACCUUUACCUGACCAAAAAGGUAAACCACAAACGACAGAACGAACUGAUACCGUAUAACGAUUGCCUAUACCGGAACCUCUACUCGUACGAAUACAUAGCACUAUUAGAUAUCGACGAGGUGAUAAUGCCGAUACAGACCAGGACGUGGAAGGAACUCAUGGACACGGUGAUGGUGAAGGCUCUGGCGGCAAGGAACGAAACCCGUGCCUCGUACAAUGUCCGGAACGUUUAUUUCCUGGACGAUCUGAUCCACACGCACGGUUGGUUCAAGACCAUGCCAAAAUACAUGCACAUGCUACAGCACGUGUACAGGAGCAAGAACUAUACGAAACCGAACCAGUAUGUAAAAUGCUUUCAUAACCCCGAAAGAGCGUUAACUCUGCACAAUCAUUUUCCACUGGCAUGCCUGAGCCAAGGCUGCACUUCGUACGCCAUGGACACUGCGGACGCUCAUCUGCAACAUUACCGGGCCGACUGCGUAAAGACGUUGAAGAAAACGUGCACGGAAUUUAGACAGAACAGCGUGAUCGACACGACCAUCUGGAGGUACAAAAGAGAUCUCAUAUCCAGAGUGUCGAACACGCUGUCAUCACUGGGUUUUUUCCCCGCCAUAUGACAAAAACCCGAUUUAAAAAAACAAAAUCUAUAAAUAUAUGAUAAUCAUAUUUUGUAUAUAAAAUAGAUAUUUGAAAAAUCGUUCCUGCACGUGCGACAUUUCAUUAUAUUGUAUAGAUUAUUUAAGCGCGCGUUUUACCUGUAGAUAUCUUAAAUUAUUAUUAUUGAAAUAGAACUACCGUAUAUAAAUUUUCAAGUGGAUAAUAAUCAAAACGUUAACAUUCAUUCAUCGACGACUAAAUAAAUCUACAUACGCUGCAAAAAGACUGGACCCUAUCACGCGAGUGCAGUCUCGCAAAUUCCGAAUUGUAUACGACUUACGAGACUAUAUUUUUAAACUAUUCGAAGGGACAACUCUAUACUAUUAUAUUUUUAUCACGUUUUAUUUUUCUAUAAAGAACAUUAAUUUUAUCAGUUAUUUUCAAAUAUUAGAAUUUAUAUACGUUUCAUACGCCAAAAGAGCGUCGACCAGAAUUGAGGUUCCGAAACAAUAUAAAUGGUUUCAAAACAUUAAUUUUUAUAAGCAGAUACCUACUUCAUACUUCUGUGAAGAUUUAUAUUUCUUCGAAACAUAUAAUAUAGAGUUCACAUCUUUGAGAUCCCAUACUGUUCAUGAUGUAGGUAUUCUUAAAGUAUUUUUAUGUUUAUGCCAACUAUUAAUAGGUACUUUUACAGUUAAGACAUUUUAAUGAUUUUUGCCAAAUAUUUUAUUAUUGAUUUCCAAAAUAUAUUUUUUUUUAUCAUAUUAAAAUCAAUACUCAAUUAUAUGAAUAUUUCUGUAGAUAUUUGGUGUUAUAUACAUUAUUUUUAUAUUGUAUUAUGUGUGUAGUAGUCUUGUAUUAAAUUAUAAUAUAAAUAUAUAUUAUGUAUUGUACUGUUGUAUCAACAUGUUUAUUAAUCAUAUAUAUAUAUAUCAUAAUGUAUAUCAUAUUAAUAUAAAAUUAUUAUGCCUUGUAUCUACCUACGUCUUAAUAAAAUAUUAUUAGAUUUACAACUACUGCGAAAGAAAGAAAUCCAACGAAAGACAACCAAUUCAUUCACAUAAUAAUAUUACGAACAGCAACUAUACUAAUUGUCUAUUAGUACAUAAUUGUGUCACUGUGUUACAGCAAUUUUGUUUAUUGUAUUAAUUUAGAGCUAUCAUAAAAUUAAGAAGUUCAUAAAUAAAUGUACAAAGUUUAACUAUAAUA
Messenger RNA from Aphis gossypii (cotton aphid), 3198 nucleotides. RefSeq lists its product as uncharacterized. Bases 369 to 2009 code for a protein of 546 amino acids. The transcript is spliced from 3 exons. The record is from RefSeq and is a predicted model, not a curated record. Lineage: Eukaryota; Metazoa; Arthropoda; Insecta; Hemiptera; Aphididae.